Molecule: messenger RNA, 1510 nt
Organism: Emericellopsis atlantica
Lineage: Eukaryota; Fungi; Ascomycota; Sordariomycetes; Hypocreales; Bionectriaceae
Exons: 4
Coding region: 165-1337 (390 amino acids)
Source: RefSeq, a predicted model, not a curated record
AGCAACGAAUCAUCACCCUGACCUUGAUUUCUGCCUUUGCUGCUGGCCAUAUUCGUCGACUUCUCCCUCACAUAUUGCCAAUUACGGUGCACGAAAGGAUACACAGUACUUUUAAGCAAUUUGAGCAUCAAACCAAGCCAUUAAGGACAGCCCAAGUCGAAGCAAUGUCAGCGAAAGCGAAAGAGGAACAAGGUAUCCAGCAAAUGGUAGCCGAGUGCUUUAACAACUGGAGAGUCAUGGGUGCGCAUCUCACGGCACUGACUACAAAGAGUGAGGCGGUUGCUUCAGCGGAGUCAAAACUUCUGAAGGAGAAUGCCGCUCUACGCCAGCAACUCAAUGACGCCCAGACGCACAUAUUCGCCUUGCAGCCAUUCCACGAGGACCUGACACCUGAAGAUAUCAACGACGCCUUUAAGAAAGUUGUCGAUGGUGUUCAAGCAUGGGCCCAAGAUACCUGCCAAAAGCUUCCAACCACUGCAGAGCAGUGCAGCAAUCAUGUCCGACGCAUGGCACGAGCUGAUCCUCGGGGUGUACACAAAUUCCAAGGCCUCGUUAGGGCAGAAUUGGACAUCAGCGUUGCUAUGACGCUUUCUGAAACAGACGAAGACAUCUUGGUUGCUAUGAUGAUGAGAGCAUUGCAUUCUCACGUGUUUGGCCAUCCGCGAGGCAAACUCUUUGGCUGCAUGCCCUCAGAAACAGCAAUGUGUCACAGGAUCGCGGAAGCAUUGGCCACGACUGUUACCAAGAAACGAGAUGCGGUUGCUAUCAGCAACUGGAAUGCCGGGGCACUCACGGCGCUUGUGUCAACACAAUGUUUCGAAUGGGAGCAGAAGAAGCAACUUAUGGAAACCGCCGCCAUAAUUUCACAACUGUUUGGCAUCUUCUGUCCCGAAGACAGAUUUGGCGAAUUUCACCGGGACAUUCUUGAAUCAUCGCGUGCAGUCCCCACCAAGUCGAGUUCGACUUUCACAAAUAUCGCGCGCGAGCUUGACAAGACGAGACGCAUCUCGACGUCACCAGAAUUCUUCGCAAACGUCAACAAAAUGCGAUGCGAGGAUGUCCUGAACAACAGAAAGCGAUUCGACCUGGCAAAGGUGAGCUCAGGCUCCAAGCACGGCUAUGUCGAAGAGCACUUGGAGCCAAUCUGUCUCCUAUCGCCUGGAAUUACCAUGGUACACGUUUCUCGGAUGUCAGAAUCGAACAAGAACCCACACGUCAAGACUGUCCGCCCGCCUCGUAUGCUAGUCGCAUGGGGCGGACAAGCGGCAAUGGAGACAUUCUGCACGGGCAAACCACCCACACUCACCCACCAGUUUUGCUUAGUCAAGCUGCACUAAGCCAGGGGCUCAGAUACUCAGCUGUAGCGUACCAUAGUUGUGGGCGUUUGUGGAAGCCGAGAAACGAAGCUAAGCUAUCAGGAGGCAUGGGAAGGGGAAAGCAAGUAGAGUCCGUGCAGAGGGAGUCCAAGGGGCACGCCAUCGAGUGACUUUGACCGGGGCAACUAGAUACC